Messenger RNA from Magnolia sinica, 454 nucleotides. RefSeq names its product GTP-binding nuclear protein Ran1B-like. Gene Ontology annotation, molecular function: GTP binding; GTPase activity. Gene Ontology annotation, cellular component: cytoplasm; nucleus. Gene Ontology annotation, biological process: ribosomal subunit export from nucleus; protein import into nucleus. NCBI's taxonomy places the organism in Eukaryota, Viridiplantae, Streptophyta, Magnoliopsida, Magnoliales, Magnoliaceae. The coding region runs from base 1 to 426 and encodes 141 amino acids. The transcript has 4 exons. The record is from RefSeq and is a predicted model, not a curated record.
AUGCAGUUCAUGCUUUUGGAAAAUUUAGUGGAUUCUUUUGUUUCUUCCAUUGAAACUGGACUUGUUUUGUGCAGUAUCCAUGGCCAAUGUGAGAUCAUCAUAUUCGAUGCCACUGCCCAAUUAACAUAUCAAAAUGCUCCUACGUGGCACCAUGGUCUAUGCCGGGUUUGUGAGAACAUCCCCAUUGUUCUAUGUGGCAACAAAGUUGAUGUCAAGAACAGGCAGGUGAAAGCAAAGCAGGUUACUUUCCACAGAAAGAAGAAUCUCCAAUAUUAUGAGAUUUCUACUAAGAGCAAUUACAAUUUCAAGAAGCCUUUCCUCUAUCUUGCUAGGAAGCUUGUAGGAGAUCCUAAUCUUCACUUUGUUGAAUCGCCUGCUCUUGCGCCUUCAGAAGUGCAUAUUGACAUGGUUGUACAACAACAAUAAGUAUUCCAUUCUCUUAUUUUGAAAGAGC